AUGACGGAAGAUAGAGAGGUAGCCACCGUUCCGGCGCCUGCCCAGCGGGAUGUCAAUGGCGACACGACGUCUACCGGACGGCCGUCGAGAAAAAGCAGGCGGGGGAGUGGUGCCUCUCGAGCUAGCAAACGACAAGAAAAGGCAAAGGCUGCGCCUUUGUCUUCAUCUUUGUCUUCGUCGCCGCCCCUUCCCCCGCCGACGCCGUCUUUCUCCCAAGAAAUGGCACUAUCGGUCUCGCAAGCAUCGAAAGCGGUGACGGAAGCAGCGCCCACAUCAUCGGCAGACGACAGGGAGAGGAUACAUUCGCCUACAUUAUCGACCUCGCCACUGCCUCCAAAUCCAGCAAAGGUCUCGACGACGGCCGCACAGACAAUCGGCCCUGCAUCAUCAAGCAACAAGGCGAAAGCCAGGGAUAGAGCGGCCACCGACUCUGUCAAGGGCUUUGGCUCCAGCUCCUUGCCACCCAACCCAUACCUCAACCCUUCCAAUUACGCCGGGCCUAGCCUCGAAGUGCCUCACUCGUCGCCCUCGUCCACUCCCCUGCCCUCUCGCCGGUCAUCGACGCUUUCCAUCUCGCCCGUUCCAAUGAGCGUCAGCAUCGGUACGGCUGAUGUCCAGGCCUUGGGCUCGGCAUCGUCUGCCUCUACGUCGGCAACGGCGCCCCAGCCCAGUCGUUCUUCCUCACCGUUGUCCAGCCCCCAACAGCAUCUGUUCGCCGAUGCAAGAUUGCCCAUUCAGGGCGAACAGGCCAUCACGACGAUGCGUGCUGCCUCACUGCCCGGAGGUUACGGCAAUGCGAUGGCGAACGGGAGAACGCGUGCUAGCACCUCUGGCAUACACCCGCCGCCGCCGCAGCAGCAGCAGCAACAAUUCCGCUUCAAUCAGGCUCAGGCAACCAAUGGCACCCUGAUAGCUGGACUGCCCUCGCAGGCUCAGCUCGCUGCUCAGGCCUCGAUGAUAAUGCACGGUCCACAGCUGCCUGAGCACCCUCCAUCUCUCCACCAUCAGCACCAGCACCAGCACCAGCAUCACCCUCAAUCCCACGUCAACGCUCAUACUCAUGCCCGCGCCCACGCAUUUGCUCUCCAUCAACUGCAGCAGCAACUCUCGAUCCACGAGCGCUUCGUCGGCGAGCUAACCAACUGCAUCAUUCACUUUCUCAGCCCCAUUCUGCCGACCGAGGACGAGUACCGGAUAAAGGAGAACACGAGGAGGCACCUCGAGAAGCUCGCCUGCCGCGUCAGUCCCGGUGCGAGGCUGCUAGCAUUCGGGAGCAUGGCCAAUGGCUUUGCUCUGCGCAACUCUGACAUGGACCUCUGCUGUCUCUUGGAAAAUGUCGAGGGAGGACCAGAUGGAAAGCUGCCCCAGCACAAGGCCUCAGAGCUCGUCGAGAAGCUGGGUGCCCUCAUUAGAGAAGAAACCGACUAUACCGUCAUGCCGCUUCCAAAAGCCAGGAUUCCCAUCAUCAAGAUCAGCAGACCGGCCUCCCAAGGAGUUCCAUUCGAGAUUAGCUGCGAUAUCGGCUUCGAGAAUCGAUUGGCCCUUGAAAAUACGAGGUUGUUGCUCAGCUACGCUAUGGUCGACCCGCCUCGACUGCGAACACUCGUCCUCUUUCUCAAAGUCUGGACAAAGAGGCGAAAGAUCAAUUCACCGUGGACGGGCACGCUCUCAUCGUACGGCUUCACGCUUAUGAUGCUCUUCUUCCUCUGCCACGUCAAGCGACCAGCGGUGCUGCCCAAUUUGCAAAGGUUGCCGCCUUCGAAACCCAUCGCCAAGGAGGAAGUCGAGCUGAACGGCCACAACAUCUAUUUCUAUGACGACAUUGCACUCCUUCGACAGGAGUGGACCUCGGAAAAUACAGAGACUGUGGGCGAGCUUCUCAUCGACUUCUUUCGCUAUUUUUCAAAGGAGUUCAGCUAUUCAAAGGACGUCGUCAGCAUCCGAACAGAGGGCGGACUCAUUUCAAAGGACAACAAGGAGUGGACAGCAGAGCUCUGCAUUGAAGACCCAUUUCAGCUGGGCUACAAUGUCUCGCGCACCGUGACCAAGGACGGUCUCUAUACCAUUCGUGGCGAAUUCAUGAGGGCUUCACGGAUCCUUAGCAAUCACCACAACAUCGUCAGGGCGGACCGGGUGCAGGCGUCGCUUGACGAGCUCUGUGAAGAGAGGGAGGAUGGGUUGACGAGGGCCCCAGAGGGCUAUCGACCACGGCAACAGCACGGCAGCUUCAACAACUUUGGCUACUCGGUCGACCCUCGCACCUUGCAUCCUCGCGGGCGCCACCACUACGAGGGCCUCAUGUCGUCUGGCUUUGGAGGUAGUUUUGCCUUUGAGGAAAUGGCUAGGAGCCUGGGACAGGCGCAGAGGAAUCCGAUUGCCUAUCCUCCAACGACCGCCAUGCUCGCGCCUCUGUCGCAGAGCACGGGCCUGAGCCCGCGCCAGACUGUCAUGCGAGCUGGGCUGCGGUUUGACGCCAGGACGAGGCAGCCGGCCGGCAGCUCCCCAUCAACCCUCGUGCCCUCGUCAGCUAGGAGCGACGACGGAGGUGGAUCGGCCGACUCGUUCCAUCACCAGGUCGUCUCCCGCACCACGACGAACGCCUCUGCACGCACUUCACCCUCGCUCUCCUAUACACUACCCCAUCGCCAUCACCAAGAGCAAGACCAACAGCAUGAUGACGAAGAAGAUGCGAAGUCGGUCAUGGGAGAUUCAUUUGCUCUCGGGUCUGAAAUCUCGUUUGGGAGCGAAAGGUUUCAGCUUCAUCCUCAUCCAGAGUCGUGUACCUCCUCUUCCCCCUCUUCCUCGUCGGCCAGAUCGGCCAGUGGACGUGCACAGCUGCUCGCUUUGGAGCAGCAGGCCUCAUACCGGGCAGACAGCAGCGGCCAUGGGAACGCGAAUGCGAUAGAAGACAGCCUAUUGCCUCCCGGGGCAGAUGGCCCUGGACAACGCACCUCGAGAUCGUUUUCCGAUGGCGUCAACCGAUCCAUGUCGCUUCCACGGCCCAUCAUUGACCCUGCCGAAGCGCACCGGAGAGCUUCAAUUCCUUUGCGAUCCGAGCCACCGUCCCCAAAGGCAGCUUCUGCCACGAAACCACGUUUCCUUGGUCUUCAUCAUUACGCCAGACAUCCGAUGCAGUCGCAACCAUCGCUCCGACACUAUCCUGCGAACGUUCCACAUGCAUUGGGCCACUUGCCAGGAAUCAGUGGCGUGCACAGCUUGCAGCCGGCCAUGGCCUCGCUCUCCGUCAACAACAACCAGAUGUCGCAUUGUAGUUUGCCUCCGUCCGCCAAUGGUCACAUGGCUCCGCAUCAGACCCGUCGCACUUCACCGAGGAGCAACUCCGGGUCGAGUCAGGCUGAUGCCUCUUCGCCAUUGCGAACCGCAAGCGAUGUUGUCGUCGCGAGUGCGGGGCCCGGCGGAGGAGGCGGAGGGAGCAUCGUGGGUCACGGGCAGUCACCUUACCUGUCGCACUCGUCAUGGAGCUUCCUCCAGCCGUCCUCUGCCACCAUGUACACCGACCCGACGCAAAAUACUCUCUAUUCGUCCUACGCCACCCCAGGAGUGAUUCCUGGGAGCAGGGACAGUAUAGAGGGCAUCGAGAGCGUCAGCGACCGCUUCGUACUCGACGAUGACGACGACGGCGCCGCGAGCAUCUCUGAUGGAACGCUUGAUGAGCUUGCCAGAGCGUUCGCCUUCGCAUCACCUCCGAACGGCCGGCAGUGGUAA
Molecule: messenger RNA, 3726 nt
Organism: Acaromyces ingoldii
Lineage: Eukaryota; Fungi; Basidiomycota; Exobasidiomycetes; Exobasidiales; Cryptobasidiaceae
Exons: 7
Coding region: 1-3726 (1241 amino acids)
Biological process (GO): RNA 3'-end processing
Molecular function (GO): nucleotidyltransferase activity
Source: RefSeq, a predicted model, not a curated record